This is a messenger RNA of Drosophila guanche, 2301 nucleotides long. RefSeq names its product cullin homolog 1. Lineage: Eukaryota; Metazoa; Arthropoda; Insecta; Diptera; Drosophilidae. Gene Ontology annotation, biological process: protein ubiquitination; SCF-dependent proteasomal ubiquitin-dependent protein catabolic process. The transcript has 2 exons. Gene Ontology annotation, molecular function: ubiquitin protein ligase binding. The coding region runs from base 182 to 2209 and encodes 675 amino acids. Gene Ontology annotation, cellular component: SCF ubiquitin ligase complex. The record is from RefSeq and is a predicted model, not a curated record.
AGUGGUAUAUGUAUAAGUUUAAUAAUUUAGACAAUUUUAAUUUAAUUAAGACAGCAUAAAUUCGUAUAAAAUUCGUCUGGGUAUCCACGGGUGUGUUGCAAGCGCUCUACCAUUCGAUUCGGGAACCUCUUUGCUGAAACUCGGGUGGUUCCCUAGAACUGAGUCACAACCUCCAUCUGGAAUGUCUUCGAAAAAAAACUCAUUUACCGACUUCAGCGAACGGCUGUCGGUCCAUGUGGAAAGGAUCUUUCGAAACGACACCACAUGGAAGCGACAGGAUCUAAUGACUCUGCACAUGACCAUCUGUGAGCUGUGUUGCACCGUGUUAAGUGAAAGCAAACGCAGCCAGGAAGCCGGUAAAAAGGUAUACCUCGCCUUAACGAAUUUUCUAACCAUUAGACUUAGAAGCAUAGUCGCGGAGCUAGAGUCAAUAAACGACGAACAGGAGUUGCUCCGUGAGUAUCACCGCUGCUGGAAAUCCUACCAGGCUUCUGCCACUGUUCUGGAUAUCGGGUGUAGCUACUUAAACGAGAAUUGGGUAAAAAGAGAGCGGCUGGAAGGCCGUGACCAUGUGUAUACGAUCUACCGUCUGGCUAUGAUUACGUGGAAAACAGUUAUAUUCAGUCCGAUUGAUCGAUCUCUUAUCAAUGCUAUUCAUCACACUAUGGUGGAGGAAAUACACGCACAGUCCAUUAACCCCUCCAGAAUAUAUACCGUGUUGGAGUCGAUCGUCGAUAUGUUUGCAAAUGACGUAAAUCAGUCUUGCUCUGUGCUAGAAAAAAUGAACAACGUAUUUGAAGCAAAAGUUUUAAAGUUUUUCGAAGCUGAAUCGAAAACUUUGUUCCGAAGCAUAGUGGGAUCAGACUCGCAUAAAGAACUGAAACAUUUCGUGAAGUGUGCCGUAUCAUGCAUUCCUUGGAUUGAGCACGAGUUCUGCCAAAUCCUGAGCGAACACCUUGAGUGCUUGCUGCAGAAUGACAUUAGCAGAUGCACCAGGGACUAUGGCAGGGACUAUGUUCAUGCCAUGUUGUCCCUGCGUAAACUUCCGUUGUUAAGGGCUUUCGAUAGCAUAGAACUUUUGGCUGUCGCUGAUCUAGUGCGCGUUAAGGUGAUAAACAAAAUAUCCGAUGGCGCAGAAGAGGGGAAUCCACCGAAAAUGCUCGCCCUAUACUGUCAUAAGCUACUAAAAAAGAAUCAAUGUUCCGAAAUGCUCAAAAAUGAAUUGAAAAGAAUUGUAGAGGUUGCGGCAUUUUUGAAUAAUGAGAACAAGAAACUAUUUACGAAAACAUACUUAACACUACUGCACAAGCGACGUAUCGAUUAUACAUACGAUAUAUACGAUUAUACUUCGUAUGAAAAGGAAUCAUUUAUGAUCUCAAUGCUAAGGAAGGAUCUUGGGGGUGAUUUCGUAGAAAGAAUCUAUACAAAUGAAAUGGCGGCUUCGAAAGAUGUACACGCAAGGUGCCAGGACGUCCUGCUGGGAAUAGGCUUAAAAGUGGGAAUUCAAUUGCGUAUGACGUUCUUUAAAGUCACAAAGCUCCCGGAGUUAAGUAAUGCCAUGAGAUUGCCCUUGGAACUGGAGCAGUCCGUCAGUGAAUUCAAAGUAUUUUGGUCUCAACAGUAUACAAAAUAUGGGCUCUACUUAAAUAUACAAAAGUCUCAGGGCGAGCUAACCAUGAACGUGAGUUCCCUGAAGUGUUAUACUCUCCAGGUAAACACCUUGCAAAUGGCCCUGCUGCUGCAGUUUAAUCAUCAGAACAUUUUCGCUGUCCAGAAAUUGGCCGAAAAUGUUGGAACCAGCCCGGAGACCCUAAUUACGGCAUUGCGUCCACUGAUUGACCGCAAGGUGUUGAUCGUCGGUAAAAAUUCAGCAGCCUUGACGCCGGCAUCUUGCAUAACUGUGUGCACUGAUUAUAACAGCAAGAAGUCGCUUAUAAACAUUACAAAUGCUCCAGUCGGUAGGGUACCUGAAACCAAUACUCCUAAAUUAAAGACGGCAGAGCUGGAUGCAGCAAUAGUGCGCAUCAUGGAAAGAGAGAAGCAGUUGAAACCACAAUUGCUGAUAUAUCAAGUCAUCAAGGAACACAACCUCGGCUUGUGUCCCAUUAAAUUGAUUAAAGGUCGUAUUGAGAAUUUUAUGGAAAAAAAAUACCUGGAGCUUUCAUCGGACAAAAUGUUAGUUAAACUAUCCAAAUGUACGAAAGACUAAAUAAUAACGAGGAGUCUCAACUUUUAUAUACGGUACUCAGUAGACGUCCUAAGUGGUUUUUCAUACCCGGUACUCGAAGAGUAAAUAGGGUA